GAUAAAGAUAGUGACCAGAAUGAAGAUAGCAAUCAGGAAGAUAAAGAUAGUGAUAAUUUUAAAGCACUCCUAUAUGGUUUAAAUAAAAUAUGUGAAAUUACUUCAAAGAUAUUUGAAGACACAAAAGAAUCUAAUGAGUCAGUAAAGUUCAUCUUUGAGAUUGAGUUAGAUGAAGAUCUAAUUAAUACUGUUGCUUUAACUCAACAAGAUUUAGUUAAUACAAAUGAUUUAAAAAUAGUUAAAGAAAGAUUUAACCAGCUUGCUAAAAUACUUGCCAUACUACUAGACUCUGACUCUAGCUAUUAUUGGGAAAUAAGAAAAACAUGGUUAAAAAGUUAUAAAAAAAAAUUUAUAGGUUCUGCUACAGUACAUCUCUGCUGUACAAUACGAGAUGAUAGAGCCUGGAAAAGGCCAAAUAACCAGCCACCCAAACGGCAUAGUGAAGCCAGAACCCCAACAAAUAGAUAUAAUUGUGCAGGAAAAAUCAAACUUACCAUAAUCCCAGAAAAUAAAUAUAUUCUUGUACAAGAGAAUCAUAAUAUAGUGCAUAAGAAUCCAACAUAUCAUCGAGUUAAGUUUCCUGUAAAUGCAAAAGAAUGGAUUCAAAAUAAUAUUUUAUUAUAUAAUUUUCAUCUCGAACAACCAAACUUAAAUAAUAAAGGAUUUAAAGUUCUAAAUUAUUUAGAAAAUAAUUUCGUACAGGCUUUGGGUUUUCUUACACCACUCUUUAAGCUUGUUGGUAUCAAUGAAGCUACUAAAAUAAUUGUAGAUUCCACCUUCAAGACUAAUCAAGAAUGA
Cetraspora pellucida is the source of this 798-nucleotide messenger RNA. The record is from the annotation of a GenBank genome assembly. NCBI's taxonomy places the organism in Eukaryota, Fungi, Glomeromycota, Glomeromycetes, Diversisporales, Gigasporaceae.